CGAGAUUCGUCGGCUGAAACGAAGUCAACCUAACAAAAGACAACAACUCGACUUUAAUCCGUUCGGUCUAGCGUGGUUAUGAGAAUGUUCCUCCCUAGUUGUGACGAGAGCCCGUUAAGCAAGUAGCCACUUCGUAAAGCUGUGUUAUGACUGAAAUGGAACAGCCAGCAAAUAUUUCUACAAUCACCUUGAUAUCGGGCGCGAACCAAGGGCUUGGAAUUGCUAUAGCCAAACGCUUGGCAAAAGAGCAUAAUCAUCAUGUUGUAAUCGGCUCGCGCAACGUGGACGCCGGUGCAAAAGUCGCAGCCUCGCUACAAGCUGAGGGCUGCACCGCCUUAAGCACAUUUAACACGAACGUCUUCGGCACGGUAUGUCUCACAAAGGCGCUUUUGCCAAUCCUCAAAAAGUCAUUAUCGCCCCGUAUCGUCUUCGUGUCUUCCAUCAUGGGCUCUCUCGCCCAGGCCAAGGUCGAGGGUACCCCGUUUUACGAUAUCGACUAUAGGGCAUAUGAUGCUAGUAAAGCUACACUCAACAUGUUAGCACUAAACUAUGCCCGCAUUCUUCGACCUUCCCAUGGGCUUGUGAACAUUGCUUGUCUAGGUUUAGUUAACACUAACCUCGGUCCGGGCAUUACUUAUGGCGAUUUACUUAAUGAUGGACCGACUAUUACGUUUUUGAAUAUAUAUAGAGAAGUUGCUUGGUAA
Messenger RNA from Truncatella angustata, 704 nucleotides. RefSeq lists its product as uncharacterized. Bases 147 to 704 code for a protein of 185 amino acids. The transcript has 3 exons. Lineage: Eukaryota; Fungi; Ascomycota; Sordariomycetes; Amphisphaeriales; Sporocadaceae. Gene Ontology annotation, molecular function: oxidoreductase activity. The record is from RefSeq and is a predicted model, not a curated record.